GGUGUCGUCGUGUGAAGAGGUGCAUACAUCGUUGCGCUUGUGCAUAAUCGGGCUAGGGAGGAGGUGACUUCGUGUGCGAUCGUGCUUUGUCCGUUUUUCAUUUAACCUCUCUUGCAAUACAUGUGAGAGAAGAAUCAUUUGUUCUAGCCUCCGCCCCCCUUAGCGACUCGACACGCCGAGGCACGAGAAAGAAAGAAAGAAAGAGAUGCGGCUGCUACGCAAAGUCCAACACCCCGACGGCUCCAUCGAAGUGGGCGUCUCUGUGGCCACCUCGGAAGACCUAUGGCACCUCUAUAACUUCAUCCUCGUCGGCGAUCGGGUCCUGACACGGACGCGUCGUAAGGUGCCGCGUGAAAACGCGCUCGGCACCAUCGCGGCCGAGAUGAAGAUGCUGAAUCUCGAGGUGGAGGUGCUGCAGAUUGACUUCACGCCGGAUGAGCUGCGCAUCCAGGGGGUGAACAAGAAGGAGAACAACUUCGUGAAGCUGGGGGUGCACCACACGCUGACAGUGCACGCCAACCCCCCGCAGGAGGUGCGCAUUACGAAGGCGGAGUGGGACCCCAUCUGCGAGGAGCGCCUGAAAGACGCGUGCGAUGAGACCGCGAAGGCGGACACGGCUGCCGUGCUGAUGAGCUUCGGCGAGGCGCAGGUCAUCUUGGUGACGCCCUCCUUUAUGCACGUGAAGGCGAAGAUCGAUGUGAACAUUUCAAAGAAGCACAAGAGCGACGGUAAAGCUCGCGAUAAGAGCAUCGAAAAGUUCUUUAAGCAGGUCCUCGACGCGCUGGUCACACACGUCGACUUCAAGAAGACAAAGUUGGUGCUCCUGUGCUCACCGGGGCACGUGCGGGAAGAGUUCCAUGCGUACGUGAAGGAAGUGACGCAGCGCGCCGAUAAUGGGCCGCUUCGCGAGAUGUUUCUGAACCUCUCGAAGUUCCUUCUCGUGAAGGUGAACUCGACGACAAUCAGUGGUUUGAAGGAGGCCUUAGCCGAACCCGGCGUGGCGCAGCGCAUGGAGUCGACCAAGUGCGUCGACGACAUCCGCGUGUGGGAGAAGUUUCAGAACACGAUGAACAAAGACCCCGACCUCUGCGUCUACACCCCGCAGUUUGUCUAUCACGCCGCAACGACCGGUGCGGUGGAGACGCUCAUGAUUAGCGACGACGUCUUCCGCUCCGACGAACCAACCGUGCGCCGCUUUUUUCUUAGUCUAGUCAACUUCGUGCGGCAGAGCGGCGGUGCGACCGUGAACGUCUUCUCGAGCAAGCACAUCACCGGCGAGAAGCUGACGCAGCUGGGCAGCGUUGCCGCCAUCCUGCUCUACCCCUGCCCUGAGCUGGAGGAGAUGGAGGUGUUGCCUGAAUUCGUGUACACGAAGACCGUAGAAGACUUUAUUCGCGAGAACGCCAACUCGCGCGUCCCCGUUUGA
Leptomonas pyrrhocoris is the source of this 1426-nucleotide messenger RNA. Its product is annotated as putative eukaryotic peptide chain release factor subunit 1. Gene Ontology annotation, cellular component: cytoplasm. NCBI's taxonomy places the organism in Eukaryota, Euglenozoa, Kinetoplastea, Trypanosomatida, Trypanosomatidae. Bases 206 to 1426 code for a protein of 406 amino acids. Gene Ontology annotation, biological process: RNA surveillance; nonfunctional rRNA decay; nuclear-transcribed mRNA catabolic process, non-stop decay. The record is from RefSeq and is a predicted model, not a curated record. The transcript has a single exon.